AUCAAAAGCAAUUACGAUUCCAACAGCCCUCCUCAACAACAAUCACACUUAAUGUCAUAUAGUAGUCAAGUCAGCAAUAUUCAGUUCCUCCAUUACCAACUCCAGCUCAACCAAUGUUAGCACCAGUUAUGUAUACUUAUCAAAAUGGGAUGGCUUUUUUUAAUAUGCCAAUCAAUGGGAAUACUGCUGUAACUCCUCAACCUCCUGGUCCACAAAACUCGUCAUCAACCGAAUCCCUCCCUAAUGUAUAUGCAGCUCCUUAUGGAACACAAAGUACUACUAGCAUGCAAGGUUAUAGUGGCCAACCUAUAUUCUAUCCAAAUCCAGUACCUCAAGUUCUGGUACAACAAGCUUACCCUAACUUACCAGUGAGCUCAGUUUGUAACAAUACUCAAGGAUCAAAGGUUCUUUUUUCGAUGCCUUGUGAUACACCUUAUUAUUCGGGAACUCAAAUGUCUAAUAUGAUACCUACUCCUGAUAUGGCCUAUCCCAUGCCAGUCAUGUCACCAUAUAUGCCUUAUAUGGUCGCAACUUCUGAUGGUGGUUAUCCAUAUUAUGAUCCAGUCAUGGAAAAUAUUCAGCUUGUUCAUCAACCGGUAUUUACUGAACAGUGCGCAAAUCCUAGGCCCCCUUCAUCAGAUGCUUCGGUAAUUAAAUAAUUUAUUACUAAUAAUUUUACUUUGGGGCUGAGCGAGUUAAUAUAAUUUGUUUAAGAGGACGUCUUGCCCGUAUAUGUUAUCUCUGUCUUACACGCGUACGACAUACUAAAUUUUACACUCGGCAGAUCACUUUUAGCUUCAUUAGUUUAAAAAUUAGAGUGAAUUGACCUCUUAUAUAAUUUAAGGUAAGAUUAUUUAAUUAUUA
This is a messenger RNA of Acyrthosiphon pisum (pea aphid), 864 nucleotides long. RefSeq lists its product as uncharacterized. The transcript is spliced from 3 exons. The record is from RefSeq and is a predicted model, not a curated record. Lineage: Eukaryota; Metazoa; Arthropoda; Insecta; Hemiptera; Aphididae. The coding region runs from base 114 to 659 and encodes 181 amino acids.